CUAUUCAUACUUUUGGAAGCUUGCGCGGUCUGAAUCCUCUCUCUCUCCUUUCCCAUUUCUUUUCUCCCUUGUAACACAGCACACGCCAGACAGAGAGAGAGCAAUGGCCUCUCUCUUUUCUUCGUUCAAUGCAUUUCUUCGCCAGAAAACACGCUCACCCAUUUGCUCUCACUGUCUCUUUCUCUCAAGAAUUCUCUCUCGCUGAAGAAACUGACGCGACCGAACCGGCUGCUUGAUCGUGCGCUCGUGCACUCCGUAUCACAAAGACACGCUUCUUGAGCGAGCGACUCUCUCUGCUUCCCGCGCCGCCAGUCGCUCUCCGGCGGGGGCGCCGAAGAUGCGAAGGAGAUUCGUCUCGAGGGGAGUUGCAGGAUCGGAAGGAAAGGUCGCGGGUUUUGAGGAUUUCGCGUCCAUCACUAUCUGAGAGCUCUGGAGGAUUCGGUUUUUGGUGGGGCGGAAAUGGCGUCGGAGAAGGUCGGGUCGAGGGGGCAGGCCUGGUUCUGUACCACGGGACUGCCUAGCGACGUCAUAGUAGAGGUGGAAGACAUGGCCUUUCAUCUCCAUAAGUUUCCAUUGAUGUCGAAGAGCGGGAGGCUGCACAGGAUGAUAACGGAUCUAGAGGUCUCGAUGCACCGGUGGGGAGAGAGAGACGAGGAGGCAGAGGAUGACGACGAGGAGGAGACGGAGUCAUAUUUGCUGAGCCUCCCGGGCUUUCCUGGUGGCACCGAGGCGUUUGAGAUCGCCGCAAAGUUCUGCUACGGCGUGAAGGUGGAGCUCACGGCGUCGAACGUUGCCCCUCUCCGCUGCGCGGCGGAGUACCUGGAGAUGACAGAGGAGCACGGCGCCGGUAACCUCGCUGCGAAGACGGAGGCGUUCCUGAACCAGACGGUGCUUCGAAGCCUCAAGGACGCCAUCAGGACACUGAGCACGUGCGAGCGGCUCCUGCCGGAGGCAGAGGAUCUCGGUAUCAGCAGGCGGUGCAUUGACGCCAUUGCCAUCAAGGCCGGCACCGAUCCUUCCCUCUUUGGAUGGCCGGUCGCUGAGGGGGCUUCCGGCGAGCUGGCGAGCCCCAGCGGCAGCGUAACGUUGAGCGGGUUCGAGACUGGUCGCCGGCGCCGGGGUCCGGUGAGGUCUGCCUGGUGGUACGACGAGCUCACCGUUCUGGGUCUGCCUUUCUUCAAAAGAGUCAUUGCCGCCAUGAUAGCUCGCGAAGUAUGCCCCGAGAGCAUCGAAGGAUCGCUGGUGAGCUACGCCAAGAAAUUCAUCCCUGGCCUCUCGCGGCGAAACAGGGGAGCAUCCUCCUCUCUCUCCGCUGCCGUCGCCUCGGAGGACGAGCAGAGGGAGCUCUUGGAGACGGUGGUCAGCCAUAUGACGGUCAGGAAGAGCAGCAACCCGUCGACGACGACGAAGCUUCUGUUCGGUUUGCUCCGGACGGCAAAUAUCCUGAGCGCGUCGGAGGACUGCCGAGAGACGCUAGAAAGAAAGAUCGCGGCGCAGCUGGACCAGGCGACCCUGGACGACCUGCUCCUCCCCAGCUACUCCUAUCUGAUCGAGACCCUCUACGACAUCGAUUGUGUGGAGAGGAUUCUCGGGUAUUUUCUCGAAGGGUGCGGUGGCGCUGGUUCCGGUGAUGGAGAGGCCGGGGAGGACGAGGAAGACGAAGAGGACGGCAGGUUCGAGAAUUCGCCGGGGAUGAAUCCGGUGAUGGUGGUCGCCAAGUUGAUGGAUGGAUACCUGGCAGAAAUUGCGUCCGACGGCAACCUGAAGCCGGAGAAGUUCUACGAGCUCGCCGUCGCGCUUCCCGACCACGCCAGGGUCUACGACGACGGCCUCUAUCGUGCCAUCGACGUCUACCUCAAGGCACAUCCGUGGAUCUCAGACGACGAAAGGGAGAAGAUAUGCGGCAUGAUGGACUGCCAGAAGCUCACGCUUGAAGCCUGCACCCAUGCUGCGCAGAAUGAGAGGCUACCUCUCAGGGUUGUGGUGCAAGUUCUCUUCUUUGAGCAGCUUCAGCUCCGCAAUGCCAUCGCGGGAUCCUUUGCUGGCACGGAUGUUUCGAUGCCAUUGAUGCCGGAUUCAGCCCGGCCAUCGCGUCUUCAAGAUCACAUUGGUUUUCUGGGUCAAUCCCCUGCCGGGCAACCAUGGCAGCCCAAUUCAAGGGACAAUCAGGGACUCCGGCUUGACAUGGACAGCAUGAAGGCUCGAGUGCAUGAGCUAGAGCGCGAGUGCUCCACGAUGAGACGGGCUAUCCGGAAGAUUGAUAAGACCAGCAGAGGUGGCAAUGGUGGUGGUAGUGGCAGCGGUAGUGGUGUUGGCGCUGGCUGUGGUGGCGUUGUUGACGGCGAAAUUGGUGGAAAUGGUGGAUGGAGCUCAUUUACUAAGAAGUUUGGUUGCAAGUUCAAGACUCAAGUGUGUGAUUCACAUGAAAGAACUUGGGUAGAAUCCAGAAAAGGGAACCAUCAUCGUAACUCAUCUCUUUUGUGAUGAUGUGCUGCUCAGCCUUCUCUGUGCCCCCCUUGAGCAUCAAACACCCUCUAUUCUGUAUAUGAAAAAAAAUUUCACGUUGGCAUAUUCUUUCUCCAUCAACCAGAUUCUCAGUGCCAGACAAAUGACAACCUAUGUGAUUGUUUCCUUUUCUCUUUCCUCCUUUUCGCAGCAGAGCAUGCAUAACUCUUGUGUGAGCUCCAAUCAUGGUGAUAUGAGGCAGCCUGGGCAUUACGCUUUUUGGCUGUUGGACGUUUGCUGGGGUCCCUUUGCUCCCAAACAUGAGCCUGUGGUGUCCAGAUCUAAAUGUCAUGCUGCAUGCUGAAGCAGUAUCAAUUAUUUUGCUUAUCAUUUUCGAAGGCAUCCACAAUUAUUUACUGUCGAUCUUUCCUAUUCCCCUAAAUAGAAACUUGGUGGCUGCCACUGUAGUGCAUUCAUCUGGGCAUAGGUAGCUCCUAGAUUUUCAGUUGUUUUCUGUUCAUCUUUGUUCUUCAUAAGGCUGUAAUAACUAAUAACCUUUAAGGUUC
Molecule: messenger RNA, 3011 nt
Organism: Nymphaea colorata (pocket water lily)
Lineage: Eukaryota; Viridiplantae; Streptophyta; Magnoliopsida; Nymphaeales; Nymphaeaceae
Product: BTB/POZ domain-containing protein At5g66560-like
Exons: 4
Coding region: 460-2484 (674 amino acids)
Source: RefSeq, a predicted model, not a curated record